AUGGCAACACAGACCCCUUUCAGUUUUGGUGGACCGAAUGAACUGGAUGUGUGGCUUGUGUGGUGCUUCGAGCAUUGCUUGAAGCCCGAGCACCACGACGUUCGAGAAGGGUUGAAGCAUCUUGCAGCCACGGUUGGUUGCAAGUUCGUUUGUCACAAGAAAUCCAUGGGUUUUCUUAGCUGGCUCGAUGCGAGGAAAGGUGCAAAACUGAUCAUCGCAGACUGGCGAGAAGCGAAGCCCAUCAUCGAAGAGCUCAGCAUGAAAAAACAUGUCAAGCACCGUUCCGACGUCCGCAUGUGCGUGGUCGCGCGGUCGGAGAAGAUGUUUCGUCGCGCAUCUGUCUUCGUGGACAGGCAGCGCAUGGGGGGAGUCGAGAUCAUGGUGGCAACGGCGUUCUCGUGCCAGAGCGUGGAGGAGUUCGUCCAUACCUGCAUGCAGACAUUGCGCGAGAAAUCAACGCGUUGCUCGCUGUCGCUGCCCCGGCUUGUUGAAGCCAUCCAGGACCCCAAAACAGCUGCAGCGCUGGCGCAGCUACUUCAGCAAAACAUGUGGCAAGUCUACGAGGACUAA
Messenger RNA from Symbiodinium natans, 570 nucleotides. NCBI's taxonomy places the organism in Eukaryota, Dinophyceae, Suessiales, Symbiodiniaceae. The record is from the annotation of a GenBank genome assembly.